AUGUCCACAAAUAGCUCCAUCCUGGGCGACUCCUGGGUAGUCGAGGCGGCCGCGUCGCCGUCUCCAAAGAAGCACCCGCACCCGACCAAUUCCCAGCCCUCGCGCGCCACUACCGAUCACACAAAGAAAGUUCCGUCGCCUAGAGAGACGCGGGCUAGCGACCAUGACUCCGCGUCCGUGGCUACAGCCUCGGCAUCUGGCUCUUUCUCCGGCCCGGAGCUGAUCAUGCCGUCGAUCUACGAGACGCCCGUUGACGGGUCCUGGGUCGCGCCGAACGUGCGAUCGAGGCAGAAGCACGGGCAGCAGGGACAACGGCGCAGGCAUCAACACCAACCGCCCGGUACAUCACCCAAGGACCAGAAAUCCCCAAGUCACCGAGACGGGGCCAGGAAUCAGGCCAGCGAAGCCGACCAGCCUCGUGACCCUCAUCACGACAAGGAUCCUACCAAAUCGGCACCCUCCCUCCUCACCCGCCUGGAACCCAGCCUCCGCACCCUCCUCAACGCCCUCCUCCUCGCCUCCAUCACCCACCUCCUAAUCCUCCCCGAGCUGAUCACCCAACACCAAAGCUUCUUCUGCACCAUCCCCGUCCUCUCCUCCCUCUACCCAACCAGCUGCACCGCUCCCUCGCCCUUCACCGUCCCCAGCCCCCAGCAUCUCACCACCUCCCCCGCACGCACCCACGAACAGAAACUAGCCCUCCACGCCACAUCCCUCGAACGCCUCUUCACAUCCACCCUCACCACCCUCUCCCCUCUCCCCCCGCUCCUCAAACAAAGCGACGCCCGGCUCCGCGCCCUCCACUCGGACCUGAGCUCUGCGUUCCCCGGCUCCCGCAACGAGCUGGCCCUCGAGUUCUCCGGCCUCUGGGAAUCAUGGCGCUCCGGGUCCCGGAAGUUCGAUUCCCUGCGCGCCGAUCUGCGCUCUGCGGUGGAUAAUCUCAUCGCCACGUCCAUCUCCAGCUCUGCUUCCUCUGCGGACGGGGACGGGGGCCACGCAUCGAAUGAAAAAGCCAGAGGCGGGAACCAAGAGAAAGCGCAAGCCCGCGCCGCGCAAAUCUCCUCCGCCCAACUCUCCCGCCGAGCAGCGUACCUCGAUCAACUGACCUCGCGCAUGCAGGGCAAGGCCGAGGCACUGAGCACCGAUCUCGCGACGGUAGAGGAUCAUCUGGAGUCGAUUGAGCGGAUCAUUAUGCGCGAACAUCACCCUUCCUCCUCCUCCUCCUCUUCUCACUCUACCUCUGACACCAUAGAAAAGACAGAAGGAGAAAGAGAAGGAGGAGGAGGCUGGCUAUCACAAGUCCUGGGACUAGGAGGCGCCCGCCAAGAGAGACGGACACUUGGGCGGUCAGAGCGCGAGGCGCUGGUGGUUGCGGCGACAGGCCAUCGCGCCGUCGCGGAGGCGGUCCGAAACCUGUCUCAGCGGUUAGAAGCGGUGCAGCGGCGGAAGAUAGCAUGA
Molecule: messenger RNA, 1458 nt
Organism: Aspergillus steynii IBT 23096
Lineage: Eukaryota; Fungi; Ascomycota; Eurotiomycetes; Eurotiales; Aspergillaceae
Exons: 1
Coding region: 1-1458 (485 amino acids)
Source: RefSeq, a predicted model, not a curated record